Molecule: messenger RNA, 5933 nt
Organism: Perca flavescens (yellow perch)
Lineage: Eukaryota; Metazoa; Chordata; Actinopteri; Perciformes; Percidae
Product: histone demethylase UTY
Exons: 30
Coding region: 343-4761 (1472 amino acids)
Biological process (GO): regulation of gene expression; heart development
Cellular component (GO): MLL3/4 complex
Molecular function (GO): RNA polymerase II cis-regulatory region sequence-specific DNA binding; protein binding; chromatin DNA binding
Source: RefSeq, a predicted model, not a curated record
AGGGGGGAGAGGGCGUGGCUAAAGCGGCGCGUGGGUUCGCUUGGGUGACACAAUUAUAACAACUUUAUCUUCGCGGCCGAAACGCAUUUUAUUGUGAAAUAGUCACAUCUUAGAUACUGUACUCAGUUAUUCGCAUUCAAAUAGCGGUGGAAUAUCACUUUGUAAUGAAAAAUGUGACGUUUGAGGAGCUACCCGGAGAGCGCGUCUGUCCCCCCGAAAGGAUUUACUAUAUCGAAUCGCAUCUUUUCAUCCUGGGAAAAAGUUUUUGAUCAUUUUGUUUUCUCCGGUUUUUCUUCUUUGAUUCGGCGGAGGAAACCGUUUGUCCCCGCGUCGCGAUUUUCCAUGCAAUCGUGCGGUGUGUCGCUCGCCGCUGCUGCCUGCGCUGCUGCUCGGAGUCUCGGCUCGGCUUCUUGUAGUGGUGAUGAGGGAAAGAAAAUGGCGGCGGGAAAAGCGAGUGAAACAGAGGAGGACUUUCCGACACUGACAGCCCAGGAGAGGGAUAGUUUGGCCGGGAUCGACAGCUCACUGUUUGGAUUUCAGAAGCUUCAUGAAGAUGGCGCCAGAACGAAGGCCUUGUUGAUGAAGGCUGUUCGCUGCUACGAUUCGCUCAUCCUUAAGGCCGAGGGCAAAGUGGAGCCUGAGUUAUUCUGCCAGCUAGGCCUCUUCAACCUCCUCUUAGAGGAUUACCCGAAAGCAUUAUCGGCAUACCAGAGGUACUACAGUUUACAGUCAGACUACUGGAAGAAUGCAGCCUUUCUGUAUGGCCUGGGAAUGGUCUACUUCCACUAUAAUGCCUUUCAGUGGGCGAUCAAAGCAUUCCAGGAGGUGCUGUACAUUGACCCAGGCUUCUCCCGGGCCAAGGAGAUCCACCUACGCCUGGGUCUCAUGUUCAAAGUCAACACCGACUAUGAGUCAAGCUUAAAGCAUUUUCAGUUGGCUUUGAUUGACUCCAACCCCUGCACUUUGUCCAAAGCUGAAAUUCAGUUCCACAUUGCUCAUUUGUAUGAGAUUCAGAAGAGGUACCGGGCUGCCAAGGAGGCCUAUGAGAACCUUCUGCAGACGGACGAUCUUCCUGCACAGGUGAAGGCCACUACCCUGCAGCAGCUAGGCUGGAUGCAUCACACAGUGGAACAGCUUGGGGACAGAGCCAGCAGAGACAGCUAUGCCAUCCAGUGUCUGCAGAAAUCUCUGGAGGCCGACCCCAACUCUGGACAGUCCUGGUACUUCCUUGGCAGGUGCUACUCUAGUAUUGGGAAGGUCCAGGACGCCUUCAUCUCCUAUCGGCAGUCCAUAGACAAAUCAGAGGCCAGUGCAGAUACCUGGUGCUCUAUAGGGGUGUUGUACCAGCAGCAGAACCAGCCCAUGGACGCUCUGCAGGCCUACAUCUGCGCCGUGCAACUGGACCACAGCCACGCUGCUGCCUGGAUGGAUCUGGGCACGCUGUACGAGUCCUGCAACCAGCCGCACGAUGCCAUUAAGUGCUACAUCAACGCCACACGCAGCAAGGGCUGCACCAACACCACCGCGCUAACCCACCGCAUCAAAUGCCUGCAGGCUCAGUUGAGUAACCCCCAGCUCAGUAGCCUACAGGGUAAAAGUAAAAUGCUCCCUCUUAUUGAGGAGGCAUGGAGUCUACCAAUCCCAGCUGAGCUAACCUCCAGGCAGGGAGGCCUGAGCAGUGCACCACAGCAGGCUUGUAAGCCCAAUCACAGUGCAGAAGGUGGGGGCUCGGGUCAGACUCUGCCCCCUCACGUGGGCCCGCUGGGCCAAGCAGAGGACCAGUCCUGCCCCGCCAAGAGGAGGAGAGCCUCCAGCCCUGCCAAGGGCGAUUCAUGGGUCAGUAACCCACCACAGCAGCCAGUUCCCAACUGGUACCUCUCCCCGCAGAAAUUACAGGUGCUGGAACAGAUGCGGAGUAACCGGGCCAGCCUGAAGCCCCAACAGCUUCAGAUGUUGGGGCAGCUGGAGGCUCAGCUCGCCAUGAUGCAGCAGCACCAGCACCAGAUGAGACAGAAUGCCUCAGGAGGUCAGGUGCGCCCCUCUCUCCCCAACGGCCCCACCACAAACUCCCUCCCCUCCCCUAACCCCAGCCUCCACCCCACCCGGCCCCACCUGGGACCCCAGCGGCCCCUGUGCCCGCCUCAGCCACUGGCCAAUGGGCCCGUGGGCCCUGGGACACAUGGACACUUAGACUCCCUCCCUGUGGGUGUUAGUAGUAACAGUAGUAAUAAUCAGCCAGGGCCCAUAGCCACAGGACCCAACGGAGACGUGCCUUACCUGCAACCUGCCGGCAGCGGCGGCGCAGCACUGCUACCUCACACCUGCACAAGCACGCAAACACAGGACGCCACGCCGCACCAGGCCCUGCACCUAAACUCCUCUCAGGGGCUUCAGAAGGGGUGUGUUCCACAUGGCUCCAGUAGUGAGGGGACCCUCUCUCACCCCCAGACGCCCAACUCCAUCGCCCCUGUGCACCCCAACAAUCAGGUUGGACAUUCCACUAACGCCCCAUCGCCACGACAGCAGGCCCACAACCACCUCCCGUCCCCUCCCUCCCUCCCCCACUCCUCUACCUCAGGUGGAGCAGCACCCGGUGCGUCCGCUACCAAAGAUAGCAACACCACAGCCGCCCUCGUCACGGCAGCCGCGUCCCUCGGCAAUGGGGGCUCCGAGGGCAAGACGCCAUCGCCCCAGCCAUCAUCUGAUGGCAAAGUGGCGCAGGCAGAUGGCCUGGCCAAUCACGUACACUCGGGGGAGGGCAAGGUGGCAGAAGGUGGCGAGAAGCCGAGCCUUAGCGCAGACAAUCCUAGACUAUCUGCCCUGCUGGAAGGCGGGAAGUACCCUGUGGGGGGUGAGGGGCCGUCACAGGGGACCUCAUCCGCAGCAUCCACCACGUCCGAGUCCCACAAGAAAAUCAACAACAUCCACCCGGCCGUCCUGCCCUCCACCCCCCACGCGCAGGGCAGCUCGGCCGCCUCCUCGCCCAUCUCCGCCAUAUCCACCGCCACGCCCUCCCCCAAAUCCUCCGAACACACCCAAACAGGCGUCCACAGUCCCGCUAUCGCCGCAACAUCUACCGCACCUGCCGUAAACGGUAACGGCAAAGCGGGUAUCUCCGAGGACUCUCAAAGCCCGCUGAAGGCGGAGCCGCCCGCUGUCACCAGUCUCAAAGCUACACCUCCACACGGACACAGUUCCUCAUCAUCGUCCUCGUCAUCUUCAAUAUCCAUCUACCCCAGCUCCACAGACGUGCUGAAGGCCUGCAGGAACCUGGGGAGGAAUGGUCUCUCCAACAGCAGUAUCCUCCUCGAUAAGUGCCCCCCACCCCGGCUGCCCCCUCCACCCUCACCAGCCCUGCCCAAAGACAAGCUCAACCCCCCCACACCCAGCAUCUAUCUGGAGAACAAGAGGGAUGCUUUCUUCCCCCCACUGCACCAGUUCUGCACAAACCCCUCCAACCCCGUCACUGUCAUCAGAGGACUGGCUGGAGCACUCAAACUGGACUUGGGUCUGUUCUCCACAAAGACGUUGGUAGAGGCCAACCCGGAGCACCUGGUGGAGGUCUGGACUCAGCUCUCUCAGCCCGCUGAUGAGAACUGGGACCCGGCCGGCACCAAGAAAAUGUGGCGCUGUGAAAGCGCCCGCGCCCACGCCACCAUCGCCAAAUACGCGCAGUAUCAGGCUGCUUCCUUCCAGGAAUCCCUACGGGAGGAAAAUGAGAAGAAGGCACUAAAGGAGCCCUCGGACACAGAGCCAGCGUCAGCAGAGAGUGUUGCACGCAAAAGAAGGGGACCCCUAAAGCACAUCAAGUUUGGAACCAACAUUGAUGUGUCUGACGAAAGGAAGUGGAAACAACAACUCCAGGAGCUCAGUAAACUGCCGGCCUUCGCUCGAGUCGUAUCGGCCGGCAACCUGCUCAGCCAUGUGGGCCACACCAUCCUGGGCAUGAACACAGUUCAGCUCUACAUGAAAGUCCCCGGGAGCAGGAUAGCAGGUCACCAGGAACACAAUAACUUCUGUGCAGUCAACGUUAACAUCGGACCGGGAGACUGUGAAUGGUUUGCUGUACCAGAGCCCUACUGGGGAGUGAUGAGCAACUUCUGUGAAAAGAACAACAUCAACUUCCUGAUGGGCUCGUGGUGGCCCAACCUGGAGGACCUGUACGAGGCAGACGUGCCCGUCUAUCGGUUCAUCCAGCGCCCCGGCGACCUGGUGUGGCUCAACACCGGCACCGUCCACUGGGUGCAGGCCAUUGGCUGGUGCAACAACAUCGCCUGGAACGUUGGACCGCUCACCGCCCACCAGUACAAGCUGGCCGUGGAGCGCUACGAGUGGAAUAAGCUCCAGAGUGUCAAGUCCAUGGUUCCCAUGGUGCACCUCUCCUGGAACAUGGCACGCAACAUCAAAGUGUCCGACCACAAGCUGUUUGAGAUGAUUAAGUACUGCUUGCUGCGGACGUUGAAGCAGUGCCAGUGGGUAAAGGAAGCCUUGGCAACAUCAGGCAAGGAAACGGUGCUGAGGCCGAGGACCAGGGACGAGCCGGCCCACUACUGCACCAUCUGUGAGGUGGAGGUGUUCAACCUGCUGUUUGUGCGCCGCGAGCUCCUGUCCAAGAAGCAGUACGUGGUCCACUGUCAGGAUUGUGCCAGGAAAGGCAGCGCCACGCUGGACAACUUUGUGGUGCUGGAACAGCACAGGAUGGAGGACCUGAUGCAGGUCUACGACCAGUUCACAUUAGCCCCUCCUCUUCAUUCAUCUUGACAUUAGGUGUCAAUUCUUUCUUCUUCUGCUGUGGAGCCAUUUACAGGAACUUGUAUUAAGAUUAAAAAAAAAAAAAAAAAAAAAAAGAACAAACAUCUACAUACGCGGACCAUUUCUGAUAUUCAGGAAAGCCAAGGCCGUCUCCCCACCCUCACCACCGCCCCUCCCAUUAUGGCUGGUCUCCAUAGCGACGGCUGGAGGCUGAGGCGGCCGAGUGUGUCUGUCUAUGCAACCUGUUUGAAGUGCUGGGGCCUGGCCCUUCCAGAGGGGUGCGCCACCGAGCUCGCUCACAGGACUUGUUUCUCCCUUCUCCCUUUCCCCCGCCUCCCAGCCCCCUCUAGUGACAAUGGUUCAGCCCUGUUUUAAUGGAGGACUUAAUCAAAAACGGUUGGGAAAGGGGGACGAGGAGGAGUGGGAUUCUUAAUGCGUGAUAAAAAAUGUUUUGUAGAUACUUGUUAACUGUCACAACUGGCAACACCACCCGUAAAAGACUACUGACUUGACAAGCUUUCUCUCUCUCCCUUCUUUUGUUUUCCUAUUCUGGUAACAGGAUAAAAUGUUGGCUUUGAUUUAUAGAAUUUUCCCAAAUGUUCUUCAGUUUUCCUUCUAAGGAGCACUAGCCUAACUGGUCUUUUCUAUGGUAGAUAGUAAUUUUAAGACUCUUUGGACAGCAAAAUCUCCAAAAAAAAUUUGUAAUGUGAAGAGUUAAGGUGAUUUUUCUUUUCUUCAUUUUUUUUUUCUUUUCUUACAGCUUUUGUUUUAUCUUUGUCUUGUUCUUUUCAAAACUGUUUCUUAGGUAAAAAAAGGAAAAAUCUAGGGAAAAAAAAAAAACUUACUAGCCAAGUCACAAAGAGAAUGGGUUGCACAUAGACUUAUGAAAUAAAGUUUAAUUUGUGAUUUUUGUUUUGUUUCUAAUCUUGAUGUAAAUUUACACUAUUUAUAAAUACAUAUUUAUUGCUUGAAAAUAUUUGUUGAUGGAAUGCUGUUAUUUUUUCCAGAGUACCUGCCAUUAAAUUUGAAGGAGUUUUGUCAUUUUAACACAACUCCUUUUACAUUUUCUAUAUAUAAAUAAAAUUGCUUAGCAAGCAUUGUACAGAAACGGACAUUUAAAAUUGUUUUAUUGUUUGAAGAAUGUUUUAUGAUGAGUCAAUAAACACAAAGUUGUCAAAUUA